This is a messenger RNA of Vanrija pseudolonga, 834 nucleotides long. RefSeq lists its product as uncharacterized. Lineage: Eukaryota; Fungi; Basidiomycota; Tremellomycetes; Trichosporonales; Trichosporonaceae. The record is from RefSeq and is a predicted model, not a curated record. The coding region runs from base 1 to 834 and encodes 277 amino acids. The transcript has a single exon.
AUGCCCAAUGGCUCAACACACAUAGUGAUCGAGAGCACGCCGCACACGUACCUAGUACAGCGGCAGCACUCUGCGGUCUCGGGCGCGUGGCCAACGAGCGCCGACGCCGACCCAACCCUCACCCUCGCGCCAAUCUUCCCCGCGCUCCGGUCGGCCGCCAUCAUCGACCUGCGCGGCGUCUUCCCGCCCGCGGCGAACGCGCUGUGGGCCGUCCCACAAACAGCGCACACACUCCGCGUGUUCGCCAACAACGCGCUCGUGCCCUCCGGCGUCGCGGGGACGACGGUGCUGUUCCUGUACUUCACGGCACAACAGGCGAUCGACGACGUCGACGACGCGUUCGCGGCGAGCUUGGCCGGGUGUGCGCUGGCGAGCAAGGUCGUCGUCAAUGUCGCCUUUGACCCCGCACUGGACUUUUGGCUCGACGGGCUCGAUGUCGAGGGGGUACGCAUGGCGUGGGAUAUGGGCUUUGGCGCGCGCGAGGUCGUCGUCGUGUUCACGAGCACGAUGCCACCGCCGGACGAGGCAGAGCGGCAGGAGCGACGACCCCGCGGCGGCGACACCGACGGCAUGUACCUCUUCACCAUCUUCCUCCUCCUGCUAGCCAAGAGCGCCGGGGAGGGAAGACGGCUCGUCGUUGUGGGCAUUGACGACGUGCCGGCGCCAUAUGCCGGGUUUGUAGGCGGCGCAGGCGGUGCCGAGGCGCGGGCGAGGGCGGUUAUUGCGGCUGCGCUUGGGGAGGAGGGGGCGGACGCGGCGGUCGAGUUUGUGUCAAGGGGGGAGUACGCCGCGGGUGUCCGCGACGAGGUGUUUGCGCUCGAGACGGGCGAGUAG